AGGAGGAGACUGACUGACAGGACGUGGAAUUAGAUUUGAUUUCCAAACCACCUGCGACUCAAAUACAUUGAUGAAUCGAACCUGAGAACCGAGAAGCCGAUUUGCAGAGUAAAACUGGUUAAGAAUGUCAAAUGUGGCUCUUCAUUUCGGGCUCCUGUAUCUGGCCUGGGCGUCCAGUGAGGCUCUGGCGGAGACAGGUGCCAGCCAUGGGAAGAUAGUGAACAUCAAAAAGGUCCAACAUCAGAAGGUCCUCGGUGGGCUGGCAGAGACCACCCUCCUGCCCUGCGUGUUCUCUGUGCUGCCCACCUCAGCCAUCGACCCCUCCGGCCUCCCAGACCCUCCCCGCAUCAAGUGGACCAAGGUCAUGCUGGAGGGCGGGAAGAGGAAGGAGAUCCCGGUGCUGGUGGCAAAGAACAACACGGUGAAGCUGAACCCGGUUUACCAGGGCCGAGCCAUCUUACCGGGCUACGCGGCCAACCACUACAACGCAAGUCUGCAACUCGCAGCUCUCCAGACAAGCGACUCUGGGAUCUACCGCUGUGAAGUGGUGGUGGGCAUCAACGAUGAACGUGAUACGGUUCCUCUGGAGGUCACCGGUGCCAUCUUCCAUUACCGCAAUGGGAGCAGCAGGUACUCGCUGAGCUUCCAGGCAGCCCAGCGAGCUUGCGCCCUGAACUCAGCCAGAAUGGCCUCCCCCGCACAACUGCUUGCUGCCUUCCACGACGGCUUUGACAACUGCGAUGCCGGCUGGCUUUCUGACGGAACCGUGAGAUACCCAAUCAGAUUGCCGAGACCCGGUUGCUAUGGUGAUAAAUCCCAACUUCCUGGCAUCAGGAGCUACGGAGAACGAGACCCUGGGGAAUUAUAUGACGUCUACUGCUACAUCAAGGACCACAAAGGUAAAGUAUUCCACGUGACAGCUCCGGGGAAGCUGAACCUGACGGAGGCCGAGGGCCGGUGUCAAGCCCAGAAUGCGGAGUUGGCGACCACUGGGCAGCUCUACUUGGCUUGGAGGAAAGGCUUUGACCAGUGCGACGCCGGCUGGUUGGCAGACGGGAGCGCCCGCUAUCCCAUCAACGUGCCCAGGAGGAACUGUGGCGGAGACAUCCCGGGAGUGAGAACGAUCUAUCAGAUGCCAAACCGGACUGGCUUCCCGGACCCGGCCUCCAAAUAUGACGCCUACUGCUAUGAGGCUGUCAAUGGCGAAUGGCCAAGCAAACACGCGAUGGAUUCCGAAGCCUCAGGGAGAUCUGUGCAGGGCCAAGUGGAACAUAAGACAAAACAGGAACCGUUAGAACACUCUAAGGGACAAGAAGGUGAUGGGGAACCCAUCACAGUGGGGAGGUUAACAGUGGCAGAAUGGGGCGAGACUCCAUCUAAUGGUACAAAUGGGACACAGGUUGUUGAAAUGUAUCUACAUCUAGGAACCAACAUCUCUGAUCCGGAACACCAGAAUCUAACUCGCCUUGAGACUCCAUCUGUUGUCAUCGAGGAACACAACUCAACAUCCAGCACAAAUGUCAUCUCCUCAGGCGCUGGUAGCAGUCUGACCCAGAGUGUACUAGACGCAGACCUGACAAAGGAACCCGAAGGGAGUGGUCUCGACGCUUACCGAGAUCAGCUUUCUAUCUCAACCCCAGGAGCAGUGACCGUUGGCGGAGAUGAGAGGCCAAGCAAAAUGUCCAAGGAGGAGGAGGGGCGGGGGAAACUCGCGGGUCCUGUCAGCUCCCAGAGCCAAGCAAGCUCUGCUCUUCACGAUAACAAAAUUGUAGUGGGCGAACUCAUUUCGAAAGAAAAGAAUGACUGGCGGACAGAAGCAGAAGAUCCAGAGUCUCAACGAGUGCAAAACGCAGGAGAAGAGAGCGUCUCUGUGAGCCCCAUGGAAGUCUUGGAUAUCUUAAAGUCCGCUUCCCCCACUAACCGGGACGCUUUGAAUCUCUUGCCUAUAUCCAGGAGUUCCCCAACAAAAGAGGCAAGAUUAGGUAUCAUGGUUAUUGACGAGUCCAAUGAUUUGCCUUUGUUGGACCCCCUAGAUGAGAGUAAGGACAAAUCCCCAGACAAUGACUGGGGGCACUUAGAAAAUCAGCUCACCAGACAGAUCGUUCCAGAGACCAUCACUGAAGUCCCCUUUGGCCAACAGCCCCUGGUCGAGCCUGAUGCUAGUCUCAAAGCUCCGACAGAUGUUACGCAUCAAAAUCCAGCCAGAGGAACUCAAGCACCACUGUAUACGUCAACGUCCUUCGCUGGGACAGAAAAUAAGAGAGUGACUCCUCCAGAUCACACUGCAGCUGUGGACAGCGGACACCCACCAACACCCGACCAUGUAGGUCAGAAGGAGGCGAGCUCCUCGCUUGGCAGCCUCAAGCUAGAAGGGACAAAAGCCAAGAGGGCAAAUGUUGGUCUGUGGGUGGGCUCAGAGGGAGAAGGAACCUCAGCAGAAGCCAGACCGCAAGGCGACAGUGGGAGAGAGGAGACAGGAGCCUCGCUGGGGAGUGGUCGAGAGGGUCCUGGAGUGGAAGGAAUGGGACUGGGGGGCAAGGUUGCAGUCAGCACGACAAGUCCGAGGACUGAGCCUUCCACUCAGGUAAAACCCAGCCUCAAGGCUUCAAGGGAUAUGACUGUGAAAGAGAAGGCAGAGGAGGUUUCUACCUCGACAAAGCCAACUGGAGUCUACAGACGCUUGGGAAUAAAGAUUCCUGUUUUGCGAAGGUUCGGGCAGAAGGAUAAUUCCCAGCCAGCGAGCGGCAAUGUGUCGGGAGAGCAGCGUGGAGCCUCACCACCAUCGCCAGUGAAGGGAACCGAUAUUCCGUUAGUGGGCAAGAGCGAGGAGUCAAACCAGGAGCAGUCGAGAGCUGAAACCGCUACAAGAGCAAGGGAACAGGUUGGAUCUCAGACUGAGAUGAAAGUUCAGAGCUCAGGAAUCCCAGAGCUGUUGUCUCACCCCCAAUACAGCUCCAACUCCCACACAAGCCCAGGUGUCGAGGCAGCGAGCUCCUUCUCUGAUGCCACUAACGCAGUCGGCAGUGGUGAGGAAGAAGCCACUUUUCAAGACCUUUUUGCAAGCGGGAACUCUGGGCUGGCUACGCUCUCGGCACCCACGACUGGAGAUCACGAGUGGAGCCAGGCUGCAACCACUUCAGUGCCUAUUCAGCAACUCAGCGGUGGGCUUCAAGGGACUGCGGGGACUGUUGAUGGUUAUUUGGAAGGUUAUACGGCACCCAGCACCCAUCCUGACCACGUUCUAGCAACAGAGAGCGUGACAGAACAGCCACAGCGACUCACAACAGCAGGAGUAGAGAUGGAUCGCCUUGAGGAAGGGAAAGGCAAUCCGCCAGCAUCAAUUGGUACAAACAGUGCAGGCUGGCUUCAAUCUUCUACAGGGAACCCAAUGGAGACACAGGAGGCUGGUACAUUCUCACACACACAGGAACCAACGACCUCAAUUGAUGGUGGUGUUAGCACCGCACGAGCAACGAAGACGGAAUUGGUCAAUAUGGAGCAGGAGCAGAAUUCGUCAGUGACAGAGAUGUUCUCGUCAAUAGACCAGGAGAAUCUGGAGGAUCAAAAGGAAACCACAGCCGUGGCUCACGGCGACUAUUCAGCCCCGGAGACCCUGUCCUCAGGGAGCACCGUGUCCGCAGGUACCUACAUUGAGUUAGGAGCCAGCUCCCCGCAGGUGACUGAUCCGAACGACAUUAAAAUAGCGGUGACAGGGGAGGGAGGAGGAAACAAAAGUGGAAGUGACUUGCACACGGUUGGAGUAGAUUCACCACGCGAGGAAUCUACUGUAGAGGAACCCCAGCUUGAAACUGGGGAGACCAGAGGACCACAAGCUUCGGCAACACCUUUGGCAGUCACUGGAGAGCCCGAGGCAGCGAUCACGGGCAAAGAGGUGGGCGCCGGGCUGGCAACACCAGGGGCAACGGUAGCCGCGGAUGUGCUGAGAGAGGAAGUCAUUGGAGGACCAGCGAAGAUUCGUCCCCGAGGGAAGCUCUUCAAAGCUUCACAUCCGUUCCAUUCUUCACUCCGUGGGACAAGGGUGGGGGUGUCGAUGUCCGAGCCAACCCGACAACAACAGGGACUGGAGACAGCGCAGAGGAUGAUCUCGCCCACACCAGCUGAUGAGGCACCCAUAGCGUCUGAGAUAAUGGGGCUGUCACUGAUAGAAUUCACGGAUGCCUCUGGGGCAGCAGAGGACCAAGCGGGUGGAGGCCUGGCCACAUCUCCCGCAGACACCAAAGUUGCUGUCUGGACCUUCAUGCCAACCUCUGAGGUUCUACCCACCAGCACCCACUCAGAGGAGCAACUCUUCUCAAUGCCAGAUACGGAUCCCUGUCAGACGAACCCUUGCCUCCACCAGGGAUCGUGCAUGUCUAACAGCACCAUGUACACCUGCGUCUGUGUGUCCGGCUUCACUGGAGAAAACUGCGAGAUAGACAUUGACGAGUGCCAGGCCAAUCCCUGCCAGAAUGGAGCCACGUGUGUUGACGGAAUCAACUCCUUCACGUGCCUGUGUCUGCCCAGUUACACAGGGAGUCUGUGCGAGGAAGACACAGAGGGAUGUGACCACAACUGGGACAAGUUCCAGGGUCACUGUUACCGGUACUUCUCACACAGGCGCCUGUGGGAAAACGCAGAGAAGGAUUGCCGAGGACAUGGAGCACAUCUGGUCAGCAUCCACUCGUCCCAGGAGAUGGAGUUCCUAAACAGCAUGGGACGAGAGUACACUUGGAUUGGUUUGAAUGACCGGACAAUUGAGGAAGAUUUCCAAUGGACAGAUUCCACUCCCUUGCAAUAUGAGAACUGGCGGGAAAACCAGCCGGACAGUUUCUUUGCUGGCGGGGAGGACUGUGUGGUUACCAUUAAACACGAGAACGGCAAGUGGAACGAUGUCCCUUGUAACUACAACCUGCCCUACAUCUGUAAGAAAGGCACAGUUCUCUGUGGGCUUCCCCCCAAUGUGGAACAUGCCGUGAUAAUCGGCAGGAAGAAAGCUCGCUACGAGAUCCACUCGCUGGUCCGCUAUCAGUGUGAGGACAGCUUCAUCCAGCGGCACAUCCCUACCAUCAAGUGCCGUUCCAAUGGCAAAUGGGACAAGCCCAAAAUCCUCUGCUUAAACCCCUCCAGUGGUGGUCGCAGGUCCCGACGACACCCACACAAAUCCAGCAGGAAAGAAAAGCGGAAACACAGGAAGAACCAGGCUCAGCAUCUGAUGGAUGUGAGGCAUUACUACUGAGCGCAGGAGGUCCUGCCCUGUCACAGGAGACACCGCGGGCAAAUCCGGAGACAUUCGAUCUGGAAAAAAAAAACACCGUCAAGGACCUCGAGUCUUGUUUUUUUUUAAUUAUUAUUAUUAUAUUUUAGUUGCUGCGAAUUGCAUCGAAAUAUUUCCUCUUUGAAGAAAAAAAAACACACACAAAGAAAUUAGCGGGUUUGGAACUAAUUUCAACCGCCCUGUGCGGUCAGGUCAUCGAUGAAAGCGAUCAUCCCGAGAAUCGAAUCAUCGACGCUUUUUUUUUAACCAUUAAAAAAGCAAAGGUCCAAGUUCAUCACCGAUUAUGGUUAGAGGGGGGGGGGGAGCAGAGGUGCCUGUGUUGUCUGUGAGCCUUUAACAUGAUAUUCCGUGGGUUAAGCUAAGUGCAAUUUUCUAUUCAGCCGUGUAACAAAUUUCCCCUUUUGCGCUUAUUAAUAACUCCAGUACAACUUUUAACAGUGUGAUAAAUCUACGUUGAGUAGCUUAGUGCCUGACGCACAAUUUGGGAAUGGCUAUGUGUGGUUUCCAGACCCAACAAUAGUUGGGUGCAUUUGUUCAGCGACUGACUGACCGAAUACGAAGUUAGAAUUGGAUCUCUUGAGGUCAAAGUGAGAUGUUGCACUCCAAUACCUUUUUCGACCUCCGAAACCAUUCUGACUUUUGUUCCAACCUCAGUCAGCUGACUAAAAGUUCCUCAUUUUAAAUGGGAUGAAACUCCACAAAAACCCAUAUUCGAAUAGCGGCCAUUCAUUCGGGGCUGGAUGCCAGCGUAUCUCUUCCACUUUAAUGGGGUCUGUCUGCUUUCACAGCCUAAUUCAGCUCAUAGAGGGGGAACAAAGAGUGAGAGAGGGAGGGGGGCAUUUUACUAAAAUGCACAGCAAAUCCUCUCUGCGGUCGUUGGAAAGAUGCCAUCAUUGGUGGCCUUGACGUUCACAUCCCCCUGAAACUCAGAGGUUUUGGCAGCUUUAGACAGUUUGGCACUGAGACAUCAGGCACUGAGGAGCAUCUGUGCCCCACAGCUGCUGCUGUAGACUUUGUGGGAUGUUGUUGUAAUAAUACCUUCGCUUGUGAUGUGUGUGUGUGGGCUGGGAGGGCAUUGGGCAUAUCGGUUGGGGGGUGCGAUGGUUUGGAAGUUCUCCCAGAUCUUUUCCAGCCAAGUCACUCCACAACCCGUCGCCCUUUACAAUUUGACUGCCUGGAGCCCUUUUCUGGGUGACAUUAAUAGCAUGGACCUUCCCCGUUAAAGAGGGAAAACUGGGACCCUAACGAAAGAAUUAUUACCCUUUUAAAAAUGAAAGUGCAUAAAACUAUUUUUCUCGUUUGUAAUGGAUGUAACAGCAGGAGGGAGCUGGAGUGACAACAGUAGAGAAACACGUGGGGCUUUCUGGUAGGAUUUAUAGCGCCUGACUGCGCAAGGCAACUGGGGUAACAUCUGUAGACAUAGAAUCAUUCACACGAGGCACCGGCUUCAUUAAAACCGACAAUGUACAUGAGCAGUGUCAGUCAGUUCAUGGAAGCGAGAGGACCCGGGUUCGAUUCCAGGGCAGGACGAAACCUUAGGCAA
This is a messenger RNA of Callorhinchus milii (elephant shark), 6818 nucleotides long. RefSeq names its product neurocan b (gene ncanb). The record is from RefSeq and is a predicted model, not a curated record. Gene Ontology annotation, biological process: cell adhesion. NCBI's taxonomy places the organism in Eukaryota, Metazoa, Chordata, Chondrichthyes, Chimaeriformes, Callorhinchidae. Gene Ontology annotation, molecular function: calcium ion binding; hyaluronic acid binding.